This is a messenger RNA of Prunus mume (Japanese apricot), 4652 nucleotides long. Its product is annotated as pesticidal crystal cry8Ba protein. The record is from RefSeq and is a predicted model, not a curated record. NCBI's taxonomy places the organism in Eukaryota, Viridiplantae, Streptophyta, Magnoliopsida, Rosales, Rosaceae.
UACGUCGCCGUUUCGAUCUCCAAAAUAUUCUACCGACCACGUACGAGAUUUGUUGGGGAGAUUUUUGAAAUCCAAAAAAUGCAAAAAUAAGAGGAAAAAAAGAAAUCCCAUUAAAUAAAAUAAAAGUAGAGAAACAAAGAAAAUAUAGUUCACAGUGAGAGACUCUCUCUCUGACUCUGAGUAACGAAACAAAACCCAGCCCGCAGAUUUGCAGAGAGAAAGAUCAAAAGAAGCAGCUUUAGGGUCUUCUGAUAGCUUUUUGCAGAAGCCAACUUUCUCUUCCAACAUCUCCUGCAUUUAAGUUGAUCUUCUCUGAAAACCUCUCCCUCUCUCUCUCUGUGUUGUUUAUAUAGCAAUUCACAUUUGGGCUUUCGCCAUUGUUGUUGUUGAGCUUUUGCAGUGGUGCAAACCCACAAGUUUGAUUCAUAUGUAAAGGAACAACCCAGAAGAUAUGUUCACUGAAGGUCUUGAUAGGAGCGCCCUUCGUUGGGUUAGAGAGAAGGAUGUUCCAUUCUCGAGUUCUAAUUUGAGACCUCGAAUUGAUCCGAUUACACACAUUCGUAGUGGUAGUGGCGGCAGGGGAUUUGGACUGCCCCCACCGUCAAAAUUUAGAAGUGGGCACUUGCCUUCCAAUGCCAUACCGGUUCGGACAAUUCCAGCUGAUGGGGAUGAGAGUGGGUCUUCUGAUAAUGACAGAACCACUGAUUCAGAAGACGGCAUUUAUGGAGGUAGAUACUCACUGGAUUCAUCACCACAAGAUGACAGGGUUCCCAGUGCUUCUGCUCAUAGGUAUGGGAAACCGUCGCAAGGGCAACCCCAUUAUGGCAGUGAUUAUACGUACUCAGAUGUCAGUUCAUCGAUGGACACUGUUGUGGGGAGACAUAAACCUGCGGCCGAGAAGUUGGUCAGGGGAACUGGGAAGUAUCCAGUUGCAAGGAAUGGUUACACUGAGGAUGAGUCAUCAGAUUCGGCUGCAAGCUCAGAAUAUUCUACUUCACAAGCAGGAGGAAGCAUCAACAGUGGGGUGCCACGUAACAGAGCUUAUGUUUCAGAGGGAUAUGCCUCGAGCGUGCCUUCACAGAGGAACUUGGAAAGCUCUGCCAAAAAGAAUUUUAAUUCCACAAACCUGCAGACUGAAAAGUUAUCCGAUGAUGAUGUUCCUAGUGCACCACCUUUUUGUGGUGCAACUCAGGAAAUUAAACAGGACGAUGAGAUAAGUCCAUCUAGAGUACAUAGGACACCACAUGCAACCGCUUCAUCUGAGUUCAAAACAACCCCUGGUAGAAAGCAGGAGGGCAAUAUUGAAAAUGGCAAUCUUGGCCAGUUUGUAAGAACUACCACUAGUUCCGAAGCUGCUGUGCCAUCAUGUCCUGCUCGCCUCCCCACCUUUUAUGCAAGUGCUCUAGGGUCAUGGCAUGCUGUUAUUGCAUAUGAUGCAUGUGUGCGUUUGUGCCUUCAUGCUUGGGCAAUGGAAUGCAUGGAAGCUCCCAUGUUUUUGGAAAAUGAAUGUGCUCUACUACGCGAUUCAUUUAGUUUACGACAAGUACUUUUACAAUCAGAGGAAGAAUUGUUGUCAAAGCAGACUUCAGAGCUUGCCGGUGAGAAAGCUGCUCCAAAACCCAAGAAAAUUGUUGGCAAGAUGAAAGUGCAAGUGCGUAGAAUGAAACCGGGCCUGGACCCACCCACUGGCUGUAGUAUUUCAUCUCUAAGGCCACCAGUAAUCAAACUGGAAUCCAUUCGAUAUCGUCUCUCCAGCUUCCAGUCUACACUCGCUUCUGGAUGGCAAGCCCUUCGAAGGAUUCGAGUUGUACCUCGUGUACCUGCAAAUGGUUCUUUUUCACGUCAAAGCUUGGCAUAUGUGCAUGCUGGUACUCAGUAUAUAAAACAGGUGUCUGGACUCUUGAAAACUGGUGUAACAAGUCUGCGGGAGAGUUCGUCCUCAUAUGAAGUUGUGCAUGAAACAUACUCUUGCUUGUUAAGACUGAAAAGUUCAACUGAAGAAGAGGCUGUCAGGAUGCAACCUGGAUCUGGUGAAACUCAUGUCUUCUUUCCAGAUAGUUUGGGAGAUGAUUUAAUAGUUGAAGUACUUGAUUCAAAGGGAAAACAUUUCGGAAGAGUCCUUGUUCAAGUGGCAACUAUUGCUGAUGACCCGGCUGACAAGCAACGCUGGUUCAAUGUCUAUUGUGAACCUGAACAUGAGCUUGUGGGGAAGAUACAGCUUUCUGUAUAUUAUUCAACGAGUUCAGAUGACAAUCCCAAGUGUGGCUCUGUUGCAGAAACGGUUGCAUAUGACCUAGUUUUAGAAGUUGCUAUGAAGGUUCAAAAUUUUCAACAAAGGAAUCUAUUGUUGCAUGGUCCUUGGAAAUGGCUUUUAACAGAGUUUGCAUCAUAUUAUGGUGUUUCUGAUGUAUACACCAAGCUGAGAUAUCUCUCUUAUGUUAUGGACGUAGCUACACCAACAGCUGAUUGCCUCAACUUGGUCUACGAUUUGCUAAAGCCUGUUUUGAUGAAAGGUCACCAUAAGAGCAUGUUGAGUCACCAAGAGAACCGAAUCUUAGGAGAAACUAAGGUUCAAAUUCAACAGAUUCUUGCUCUAGCUUUUGAGAAUUACAAGUCCUUGGAUGAGUCAUCGCUUUCAGGUAUUUUGGAUGUUUUUCGACCUGCAACUGGGCAUGCUGCACCUGCAUUGGAGCCUGCUGUGAAACUUUACACGCUCCUUCACGAUAUCUUGUCUCCAGAGGCUCAGACUGCUUUAUGCCACCAUUUCCAGGUUGCCGCGAGAAAAAGAUCAAGAAGGCACUUGGCUGAGACAGAUGAAUAUGUUACCAACAACAGUGAUGGAACUUUGAUUGAUAUUUUGAGUAUGACGACAGCGUACCAGAAAAUGAAAUCCUUGUGCCUUAACAUUAGGAAUGAAAUCCUCACUGAUAUUGAGAUCCAUAAUCAGCAUAUACUCCCCAGUUUCAUAGACCUCCCACAUCUGUCGUCAUCAAUAUACAGCACAGAGCUGUGCAGUAGAUUGCGUGCUUUCCUCAUUGCAUAUCCCCCAACAGGUCCUUCACCUCCUGUAGCAGACCUUGUUAUAGCCACAGCAGAUUUUCAAAGGGACCUUGCGAGCUGGCACAUCAGUUAUGUUAAAGGUGGAGUUGAUGCAAAAGAAUUGUUCCACCUAUACAUUAUGCUGUGGAUUCAAAAUAAACGUGGUUCUUUGCUUGAAGCAUGCAAACUAGACAAGGUAAAAUGGUCAGGAGUUAGGACACAACAUUCCACGACUCCUUUUGUGGAUGAAAUGUAUGAUCGUCUGAAAGAGACUUUGAGUGACUAUGAGAUCAUCAUUUGCCGGUGGCCUGAAUAUGCCUGCAUUCUGGAGAAUGCUGUUGCUGAUGUUGAGAAGGCGAUACUAGAAUCUCUAGACAAGCAGUAUGCAGAUAUCCUGGCACCAUUGAAGGAAAAUUUGACACCCAAGAAAUUUGGCCUCAAGUAUGUUCAAAAACUUGCCAAAAGGUCUGUGAGCUCUUAUACCGUCCCUGAAGAGUUGGGAAUUCUGUUAAAUUCCUUAAAGAGAAUGCUUGAUGUCCUUCGGCCCCAAAUAGAAGUUCAGUUCAAAUCAUGGGGUUCCUGCAUCCCUGAUGGUGGAAACACAGUUGCUGGAGAGCGUCUCAGUGAAGUUACUGUGAUGUUGAGAGCCAAGUUUAAAAAUUACCUACAAGCAGUUGUGGAAAAACUUGCAGAGAAUACAAAGUUGCAGAGUUCUACAAAAAUGAAGAAGAUUCUCCAAGAUUCAAAAGAAACUGUGGUAGAAUCUGAUGUGAGAAGUAGAAUGCAGCUUUUGAAAGACCAGCUGGCAAAUACAGUCAAUCACUUACAUACAGUGUUUGGGACUCACGUCUUCAUUGCAAUUUGUCGCGGUUAUUGGGAUAGAAUGGGACAAGAUGUGCUAAGUUUCUUAGAGAACAGAAAAGAAAAUAGAUCAUGGUAUAAGGGUUCACGAAUUGCUGUCUCUAUUCUAGACGACACUUUUGCAUCACAGAUGCAGCAGUUGUUGGGGAAUGCACUGCAGGAGAAGGACCUGGAGCCUCCUCGAUCCAUCAUGGAAGUCCGAUCAAUGCUUUGCAAGGAUGCUGCCAAUCACAAGGACAACACCUAUUACUUUUAGGUGCUUGUUGUGUUAAAUGAGUGAAGAGGACAUGAAAUGCAUCAUCAAGAAAGGUGAAUGCUGAACAAGUUGGGGAAUGAAGGUGCUGAAAGAUCAGCUUUUCAGCCUGCAUGUUCAUCAACACCAUAUUGCUUUAGUUGUCAAUGUGUAUAAGCCGGUUGCUGCUAAUUUUGUAGAGGGAGCAAGCAACUCGGCUGCUCCCGAGUCACAAUUCUGUUAUGUUCACAUUUAUUACUCAAGAUAUAGGUACUGCAAAAUUGAUUCACAUUUUUUUGUAAUUGGCAUAAUAGUUUUGCUUUAAGCAGUUUUGUACAACUCUUUUGAAUGUGCCGUGAUCUCACGCACCAAAAAUAUUAGAUGGUCCACUUUCACAGAGAUUAUAUUAUUUAACCCUUCAUGCGAUGCAUCUAUUAAAAAAUUAUAUAUAUUCUUUCAUUUGCGCUACCGAUCACCUUGAAUUCACUUUUGAGCUUAUCACUAUAAUUUCAAUGUAUAG